AUGCCUCCGCCAGGCAAUGAAUAUGCCGCCGAGCAGCUUAAGAACUCAGGCAACAAGUGCUUCAAAAAUGGCGACUAUGAAGGAGCCGAGGGGCUGUACUCGCAGGCCAUUCAGAAGAACUCCGCAAACCCUCUGUUGUUUACGAAUCGCGCAAACGCCAGGCUAAAGUUGGAAAAAUGGGAAGGAGUAAUCGACGACUGUAUUCGGAGUAUCGAGUUGUUAAAGGACAACAUGAAGGCAUUCUUCUAUCUCGCGCAAGCCCAACUCGCCAUAAACCACCCCAACGAAGCCCUUUCCUCAGCCCUCAUGGCCUACGAACUAUGCACCACCUCGGCGCAACAAACCUCAAACGCUGCCACAAUAUCUGCCCUCGUCCUGAAAUGCAAGAAAGCCAAAUGGGAUAUCCGCGAACGAGAACGAAUACGGCGGCGCGGUGAUCUCCUCUCCGAUCUCGAAGCGAUGCUGGAGACACAGUUCAAAAAGGACAUGGAUGAGAUAGAAGCACGUAUGGAAACUGGAGAAACUAGUCGAUCAGACGGGCAGGAAGAGAAAGCAGAGCGCAAAACGGAAUUUGAGAAGAAGCGCGAUGAUUUACGCACCGCCUUCGCGAUAUCAGACCCGGAACAUCAGCAGAAACGUGAAGUACCGGAUUACCUCGUUGAUGGCAUAACGUUUGAGAUCAUGCAUGAUCCCGUGGUUACCAAGAAUGGCAGAUCCUACGAGCGCGCUACGCUGAUUGAGCAUCUCAAACGCAGUCCAACAGACCCGCUGACGAGGGAGACGCUCACCAUCGGUGAGCUGAGACCGAAUAUAGCACUCAAGGAGGCUUGUUUGCGAGACUUCAUUGGUCCGCGUGUAUUGUGGCAGUGA
Molecule: messenger RNA, 870 nt
Organism: Alternaria atra
Lineage: Eukaryota; Fungi; Ascomycota; Dothideomycetes; Pleosporales; Pleosporaceae
Exons: 4
Coding region: 1-870 (289 amino acids)
Biological process (GO): proteasome-mediated ubiquitin-dependent protein catabolic process; cellular response to misfolded protein; positive regulation of proteolysis
Cellular component (GO): cytoplasm
Molecular function (GO): ubiquitin protein ligase activity; protein-folding chaperone binding
Source: RefSeq, a predicted model, not a curated record